AUGUACGAUGUAGUGAUUGUUGGUGCUGGCAUUGCUGGCCUCGGUGCUGUUCAGGUAAUCACCAGGGAUUCUCACAGUGUUAUUAUCUUUGAAGCUCGGUCCCGCUCCGGUAGACGUAUUCAUUCUGUUCGAAUUCCAUCUACGUCUGUUGACUUCCCGGCCUCUCCUGCUUCCUCAUCCGUAAAUCAUGAUAACCUCAGUGUUUUUCACACCGUUUGGAACUCCCAGCGCACAAGCAUUCCAGACGGCUCAUCUAACUUUCAGCUUCCACCGGAGCAACCUACACAUUCCGCUCCUCGAGUAUUUGAAACAAGUGGCGAUUGUGUGUCUCCCGCGUCUUUCACGGAUCACAUGGGACCGGUCGACGUUGAUCUCGGUGCGAACUACCUCAUCGGAUGCUCUAAUCGGCAAACAGAUCAGCCCUUGUUUCAUAUGGCUAGGAUGUUGAGAGUGCCCACUGCCACAUUUGUGGGUGACCUGUGCAAAAAUUGUCGUGGUUGCGAGUGUGCUGAGUUCUCCACACUCAGGGCCAUCGGAAAUCCGGUGCCCCAAUCAUCCCCCUGGUACCGUUGUCGAGGUGGUUUUUCUGUUCAACAAAGUCAUCCACUUGACGGUAUAUAA
Dicrocoelium dendriticum is the source of this 621-nucleotide messenger RNA. The record is from the annotation of a GenBank genome assembly. Lineage: Eukaryota; Metazoa; Platyhelminthes; Trematoda; Plagiorchiida; Dicrocoeliidae.